ACAUAUCUAUUGCAAUAAUCAAUUAAAUUGGGAGAUGGGAUUACAUGGGAAAUUGAUUGCAGCAAUAGAAUUCAAAGCUGGUGGAGAUGUGUUCCACCAACUCUGGAGACACAACCCACAUCAGCUUCCCUCAGUUGCCCCUCAUAAAAUACAUAGUUGUGAUCUGCAUGGAGGGCAAUUUGGUCAUGUUGAUUCCAUCCUUUUCUGGAGGUACACUCAUGAUGGGAAAAGGAUGACAGUGAAAGAAGUGAUCCAAGCCAUCGAUGAAGAGAAAAGGCUAGUUCAAUCCAAGGUGGUGGAAGGAGACAUAAUGCAGCUGUACAAAGAUUUCUUCCUGACAUGCCACGUGGAGACAAAGGGCGCCGUCGAUCUGGUGACGUGGACGUUAGAGUACGAGAAGGUUAAGGAAGAUGUUGAGCAUCCCAUCUCACUGCUCUCCUUCUUCAUCGACCUCACCAAAGACAUCGAAACUCAUCACCUCGCCAAACAUUAAUCAGUUUAAUUAUAUACUUCUAAUAAUGUCUGCUUCAUCAUGAGCUCAUAAGCCCUCGUUGUUGCAAGACGUGUGUGUUACAAAAUGUGUGUGUGUGUGUGUUUGUUCCACACUGUGUUGUGUCUUAUUUUAAUUUAAGUUUCCUAGUAGUUAAUUAGAACUGUAUGCUAUAAAUAGUGUUCAUUCCAA
This is a messenger RNA of Salvia miltiorrhiza (redroot sage), 682 nucleotides long. RefSeq names its product kirola-like. The record is from RefSeq and is a predicted model, not a curated record. The transcript has 2 exons. Gene Ontology annotation, biological process: defense response. Bases 35 to 493 code for a protein of 152 amino acids. NCBI's taxonomy places the organism in Eukaryota, Viridiplantae, Streptophyta, Magnoliopsida, Lamiales, Lamiaceae.